Penicillium olsonii is the source of this 2883-nucleotide messenger RNA. NCBI's taxonomy places the organism in Eukaryota, Fungi, Ascomycota, Eurotiomycetes, Eurotiales, Aspergillaceae. The record is from the annotation of a GenBank genome assembly.
AUGGCGACCAAGUACAGCUUCCUGGGCUCAGAGGCGGGCCAAUUCGCCCAGUCACCCAUAUCUCCUUGCCGUCGUCAUGGCAGACUUGUAUUGGGAACACUUCUGCUGGUGGCAGGUCUUGUCACGCUGAUUCAAAUGAAAUACCUCAACAAUGCCACUGUGACGAGUGGAGUAGAUGAAGAAUUUUUCGUGGAAGGCUUGAGCAAAUGCCAUGAGAUCCAUCAUAGAGAUCAGAAACAUCAGCCAACGAGUGACCGGCGAAAUCCACGAUGGAAUCCCACCUCCGGUCAGUCUGGAACGAUCCUGAUUCGAAACUCAACACUCUUCGAUGGAGGCUCAGUACUGAAGGAAUCGGUUGAUAUCACAUUUGAGGCAGGGAUUGUUCGUUCCGUGUCGGCUUCAACUUCAACCCAUCAGAGUGGUGAUGGGAUUCAAAUAAUUGAUGCUCAUGGAAGAUAUGUCACGCCCGGGCUAGUUGAUAUGCAUUCCCAUCAUUUGUUGGCCCCGUUCCCUUCCCUCCCUUCUACCAGCGACGUGAACGAGCGCCCAGGCCUAGGACCCCUGACUCCUUUCGUUAGAUCACUGGACGGAUUCAAGCCGUAUGAUCCAGCCAUAGAGCUCAUCGCAUCGGGUGGUGUGACUUCAUCACUGGUUCUACCAGGUUCAGCCAACAUCAUUGGCGGUGAAGCAUAUCUGGUGAAGAACUUGCCAAAGCCAGGCCCAAAUGCGGAGCCAGUAGUCGAUGAGCUACUGCUUGAUGAUGGUAUUCCAGAGAAGAGUCGCAAGAGGUAUCUCAAGAUGGCAUGCGGAGAGAACCCCAAGGGCAUCUACAAGAACACCCGGCUUGGUCUAGUGUGGCUGUUGCGCAAACAUCUGGAUGAAGCCCGGGAUUUGCACCGACGCCAGUCUUCCUGGUGUAAGACGGCGGCUAGUAUUAGGGAUGCUAGCUUCUCCCAGUCUCGGCUAAUCUCAGAAUUCAUCAAAGGCCAAGGUGAACUACCGCAGGCUUUGGAACUUGAGACUUCUCUGGCACUGCUCCGUGGGGAGCUAAAUGUCAAUGUACACUGCUACGAGCCGGAAGACUUCGAGCGCAUGGUUUCUGUGCUUCAUGAGUUUGGAAUUCAUCCUAAUGCUUUCCACCAUGCGCUGGAGGCGUGGGAACUACCCGAAUGGCUAAAGUCUCAAGUGGAAAACAUCACUAUCGCCACUUUUGCCGAGAAUAGCUUUUACAAGGCCGAAGCUUACGGUGCCAAUUUGCGUGGGCCUAAGAUCCUGUCUGACCAUGGUGUCCAGGUAGCAUUGAAAUCGGACCAUGGAGGAGAGGAAAAUUACGCAAAAUAUCUUGUUAACCAAGCAGCGGUUUCUCAUUCAUUUGGUCUGUCUGAAGAGAAAGCUCUUCAGGCCGUGACAUCUGUUCCUGCCAGAUCUAUUCAACAAGACCAUAGAAUUGGAUAUGUCCGUUCAGGAUAUGACGCAGAUCUCGUUAUCUGGGAUGAUCAUCCGCUUCAAGUCGGUGCCACACCGAUUCAAGUAUUCAUUGAUGGCCGGCCUCUUCUGAAGAGCACUGGGGCCCGCAACUUGACCGCGGAUUCUUUUGCGCCUGGAAAGCCGACCGCUCCGCAACCCCGUCCUUCGCUUGCGGCAAUCCAGAAAGAAGAUGUUUGUGCUAAAAUCCAACGCCCUGGAUCGCGCAUUCUCUUUACUGGAAUCCAGAAGGUCUUGAUUGAUACUUCUCAUUCAGCUACUGAUGCUGCCAAAGACCUUGCCAUGCUGAUCGAGAACGGCAAAGUCAAGUGCCUUGAUGAGAGGUCCGCAUGCAUCUCCGGCGAGGCUCAGGAGAUCACCGCGCAUGUUAAUUUGCAGAAUGGUCAUGUUCUGCCUGGUCUUGUGGCCUUCGGUAAUAAUCUCGGAAUUCAAUCCAUUUCGUCCGAGACCUCUACCGGUGAUGGCCCAGGAGCGAAGGAUGGAGACGCUCUAAACGAAAAGAAGACACUCCACUUCGCUAAAUACGGUGUGCAUCUUCAUGAUAGAGCCCUCGCGAGGGCAAGGAUUGGAGGUGUCACACGAGCUAUUACUGCCCCGUUUCACGGAGGUGGUAUCACCCAGGGUGUCAGUGUUGGGUUGCGUACAAGCAUCAAUGCCACAAUUCUGGAUAACGGUAUCUGGCAGGACAAUGUGGCUCUACACCUUGUUAUUGGUCAAGGUGCCAGAAGCGCCGAAACACCAUCUGUCUCCUCUGGGAUCGAGAGACUCCGCCAACUGCUUCAGGCGGGUGGAGAUGCCGCGCAUGAGAACUUUGGAAUUUAUGCUCAGGCUGCAAAUGGCUCACUUCCUGUUGUUGUGAAAGUUUUGAAUGAGGACGAUAUUGCACAAUUGAUUCUGGUCAAACGCGAGUUCCGAUCAGUCAACUUGAUCAUACACGGCGGUCACGGUGCUCCAUUGGUUGCCAAAUCCCUUGCCGAGGAAGGAAUCCCCGUCAUCCUCACCGGUAACCGCGGUGCGCCUGAUAGUUGGGAGAAAAGGAAUGCACUUUCCGGUCCCCCAUUGACCGAAAGCCCGGCCAAAGUCCUAUCCGAUGCGGGUGUUCUACUUGGCCUAGCUUUGAAUAGCGAUUCGAAGAUCCAUGGCCUAGCACAAGAAGCUUGGUGGGCUGGCAAGUACGCUGGUCUCACUGAUCGGCAAGCAAUUGCCCUUGUUUCGACUAAUAUCGAUAGUAUUCUUGGAGGUUCGUCAAAGAAGAGCGUCCGCGAGGACAGCUCGGUCCAGGAUUUUGUUGUCUGGGAAGGCAAUCCUUUGAGAGGAGAGGGAUCUGUUGUUGCUUCUUUCCAGGGCGACGGAAAGGUCUCAGACUGCUGGCCUGAUACAGUCAAUUCUGUUCUGUGA